Molecule: messenger RNA, 1035 nt
Organism: Pygocentrus nattereri (red-bellied piranha)
Lineage: Eukaryota; Metazoa; Chordata; Actinopteri; Characiformes; Serrasalmidae
Product: ribonuclease inhibitor-like
Exons: 3
Coding region: 302-562 (86 amino acids)
Molecular function (GO): protein binding
Source: RefSeq, a predicted model, not a curated record
GCGCCGGGUCUCCACGUGUCUGUUUCAGCACAUGACCUCUCCGCCAUUGACCUCUCGCUCAUGGAGAGCUGCGGACGGGAGGGUUGAAUCUGUCUGUUGAUUUCCGUGCAGCGAGCACUUUGUAUAUAUUGUAUCUGUGUGUUUGUGUCUGUGUGUAUUGGCGUCAUUGGAGGAAGGAUGUGGGGGUUUGGGGAAGGUCUGCACUAGUAAAUAGAUCAGUAAAAGCCGCGUCAGCGGUGGGAAAGAGUCGUUUGCGUGCUGAGAUCAGUUGAGGGUGCUAUUCUGUGCCGCCCCGUCCUUUAUGGGGUUUGUAAGAACAGACUUUGUGGACCCCUAUCAGGCUAAAGUCAACCAAAGCUCAGGAUUACGGGACUGCAGUAUUACAGAGAAAGGCUGUAAAGCUCUGGUUAAAGCUUUGAAAUUAAAUCCUUCACACUUGAGAGAGCUGAAUCUGGAGGACAAUGAACCAGGAGAUUCAGGAGUGAAGAUGCUUUCUGCUCUACUAGAAGAUCCUCACUAUAAACUGGAGGAACUACACAUCCGAAGACGAUCCACACAUUAACUGGUAGGAGCCUCUCACACUCAGGGCUUAUGAGCAGAGGACGACGUCUCAUAGAACCUGUCUUGGUGGUCAAGUUUGGUCAGUUGUUUUCCUGUAAACAGUGGCUGCAGCUUGGACAGUACGUCUGUCAAACUUCUGACAUUUGAGGAUGACCCCACAUUGUUUAGCAGGACACAAGGUGCUUCAUCUCCUCCCAAAGUGCCUGGACUCCACAUCAACCCUCUCAAACCAGUGGAAACGUUGACAGACUUUCAUAAACUCACUCUAGAAAUCAAGACUUUCUGAUCUGCACUGUUUAAGCAGAUACAUAGUAUACGUGGUUGUAGUUUUCCUCCUCAUGGUCAGUUGUUCUGUAUUCAGUUUGAGUUUGAUAUGUACUUUAUGUAAUGCCUUUAAAUCAUUUUAUACAUUGUUUUUCUUCACUACACUCAAUAAUAAAAGUCUGUGGACAUGAAAUCAUCCUGAAAUCAUCA